CCAUCUCCUGCCGUUCCCCAGUAAGUGGUGGCGGGGGGCUCCUCCCCUCACCCCGGGCUGGGGCAUCGGGGGCGUCUUGCCCCUCCCAAACCUGGGGUAUUAGGGGCCUGCCCCCCCAAGUCUGGGGUGUCGGGGGCCUCCUGCCCCCCAGGGCUGGGGUAUCUUCUUUCUCUCGUGUCUCGUUGCCUUGCAGCGCGCCGGGGGCUCGCGGCCCCCCUCGGCCCAUGCUGCCCGCCGGCAUUGUCAAAGCCUUUCCCAAGAGGAAGAAGGCGCGGGAUGGGGCGGAGCAGGUCCCCCCGAAGAUGCAGAAGGAGCCGGAGGCGGGGGGCCCCGAGGACUGGCUGGCGUCUGUCACUGCCUACGUGCUGCCGGCGGGAAUGGGCCGGGCCAGGGCUGAGAUCUUCCACAAGCACAUCGUGCAGCGUGGGGGCCGUGUCCGCAGCCAGCCCUCCCCAGAGGUGACGCACAUCAUCGUGAACGAAGGCAUGGAUGGAGGCCGGGCGCUGCGGCUCCUGCGACUGGCUGCGCUGCCCCCCAGCGUGCGGCUGGUGACGGCCGCCUGGCUGAGCACGUGCAUCUCCGAGCGGAAGCUGCUGAGUACCGCUGGGUACGACGUCUCGGUCCCAGACAGGUCCCUGGAUGCACCGGAGAGGCAGACAUGCCAGACGUCUCCCCUGGGCAAUGGGGAGACCCAGCCCCAGGCAUGGAUUGAGGCCCCGGGACCAGAGGCUGAAGCACAGGCGGACACCUUGGAGCAGCUGCCAGCACAGGAGGCAGGACCUCCGGUGCAGAGGGUCUCUGAGGAUGAGGGAAGCGACGGGGAGGAGCCCAGUGUCACCCCAGCUGACCUGGAGGCGCUGAUUUUGGGGCAUUACCCCUCAACCCCAUCUGAAGGCUCUGCAGCAGCCCCCCCACCCGUCGGCAAGUGGGUCUGUGCUCAAUCCUCGCACACCAAGAAGGAGAAUCACAACCAGUGCAUCACAGAGAAGCUGGAGGUGCUGGCGAAAGCCUACAGCAUCCAGGGGGACAAGUGGAGGGCCCUGGGCUAUGCCAAAGCCAUCAGUGCCCUCAAGAGCUACCACAAGCCGGUCAUGUCCUACGAGGAAGCCUGCAAGAUCCCUGGCAUCGGGAAGCGGAUGGCAGAGAAGAUCCAGGAGAUCCUGGCCAGUGGGCACCUGCGGAAGCUGGACCACAUCAGUGAGAGCGUGCCUGUGCUGGAGGUCUUCUCCAACAUCUGGGGCGCAGGUGUCAAGACCGCCCAGAUGUGGUACCAGCAGGGCUUCCGGACGCUGGAUGAGAUCCGCACCAAGGCCUCCCUCACCAGCCAGCAGGCCAUCGGCUUGAAGCACUACGAGGACUUCCUGGAGCGCAUGCCCCGUGCAGAGGCGGCUGAGAUAGAGCAGAGGGUGCGGGAGGCGGCCCAGGCCCUGGAUCCUGGGCUGGUGUGCGUGGCCUGCGGCUCCUAUCGCCGCGGCAAGCCCAGCUGUGGGGACGUGGACGUUCUGGUGACCCACCCCGAUGGGCGCUCUCAUCGUGGCAUCUUUGCCAAGCUGCUCAACAGCCUCUGGCGCAGCGGCUUCCUCACUGAUGACCUGGUGAGCCAGGAGGACAACGGCAGUCAGAAGAAAUACUUGGGCGUGUGCCGGCUGCCCGGGCCGGGUCGGCACCACCGGCGCCUGGACAUCAUCGUGGCGCCCUACGCCGAGUUUGGCUGUGCCCUCCUCUACUUCACCGGCUCGGCCUACUUCAACCGCUCCAUGCGGGCACUGGCCAAGACCAAGGGCAUGAGCCUGUCGGAGCACGCACUCAGCACGGCUGUGGUCCGUGGCCCCAGGGGCACCAAGCUAGCACCCGGCUUCGCCCUGCCUACCCCCACUGAGAGGGAUGUCUUUGCCAUGCUGGGGCUGCCCUACCGUGAGCCGCCCGAGCGAGACUGGUGACAGCUGUAAAUUUGGUGUCCCCCAUUGCUGCUCUGUGGGGUACAGGGUCCGUCCCCCAUGUGCAUGGGGCAGGGAGUGGGGUCCCCAUCCUGGCCUCGCCCCCAGCAGUGUCGGGGGUGGAGCCCUGCCCAUGCCUGGCAGUGGAACAGGGUGGGCUCAUGGCUCGGGGAAUCUUCCAUGCUGCUGGAGCCAUGAGCAAGGCAGGGAUGGGACUGCCCUAGUGCUGAGAGAGGCUUUUCAGGAGGCUGCGUCCACCUUGGGCUGGUGGAAAGAGUGUCCGGCCUCUCUACAGGGCUUGGGCCAGGCCUGCCAGGGAGUCCCUGCUGGCACCGAUGCUGGGAGAGGAAUGUCUCUCCCCAUGGGGUUUGAAUGUAGCUUGGUGCACUGUGGGCUCCGCUGGAGGCUGUGCCCCUUCUCCCUUCCUGUGGCCGGAGGUUACCCCUGGUACCUCUGCCAGGGCAGCGCUGCCCUGUAAGCCCAGCCCCACGCCAGCUGGGGAGGGGGAAUGUGCUGCUUGUACUGAAUAGCCCAGCCCCCUGGGCGAGGGUUACAUCCCCUUCCUCCCCCAGGCCUUGGGGGCUCCCCGUCUUCUCUCAGGAGGGGAUCGGAUAUGCCUGGGGACUUUCAAGAGCCCUCCCUGGGCGCUGGAGCUCUCAGUCUGCUGUGCCGCCUCGUGCCCCCGGCACUGCUGCUGUCUCCGAGCUGGGGCCCGGCAUCUGCUGCUCGCAGAUGGUCCCCAAUGGGCCCUUCUCUGCCCCAGUGCCCCUGGGAGUGCAAUAAACCCACCCCCGUUGGACCCUG
This is a messenger RNA of Alligator mississippiensis (American alligator), 2741 nucleotides long. RefSeq names its product DNA polymerase lambda (gene POLL). The transcript is spliced from 8 exons. The record is from RefSeq and is a predicted model, not a curated record. Gene Ontology annotation, cellular component: nucleus. Bases 225 to 1940 code for a protein of 571 amino acids. Gene Ontology annotation, molecular function: DNA binding; DNA-directed DNA polymerase activity. NCBI's taxonomy places the organism in Eukaryota, Metazoa, Chordata, Crocodylia, Alligatoridae. Gene Ontology annotation, biological process: double-strand break repair via nonhomologous end joining.